Molecule: messenger RNA, 3899 nt
Organism: Sabethes cyaneus
Lineage: Eukaryota; Metazoa; Arthropoda; Insecta; Diptera; Culicidae
Gene: ref(2)P
Product: protein ref(2)P
Exons: 4
Coding region: 371-2584 (737 amino acids)
Biological process (GO): mitophagy; endosome organization; aggrephagy
Cellular component (GO): aggresome; amphisome
Molecular function (GO): zinc ion binding; protein kinase C binding; K63-linked polyubiquitin modification-dependent protein binding
Source: RefSeq, a predicted model, not a curated record
GAAGCGUCUGGAAGUGGUCUUGUUGUGCAAAUUCAGAACUCAGGUAGUUUGGUUGAAAGUUUCAAAUUGUGCUUGAUCAUUCACCAAGCAGUGAGAUUUUUCAGUAAAAGUUGUGAAAUUCGUUUAUAUAUAAGCCAGUAUAUGUACUGAUCAAGCUCAUAUAUUGGAACGAAACAGUUUAGGGAAGACGUUUUGAGAAACUUAGGAAAGUUGUUUUUAUUUUGAAGGACAUCCUGUGGUUAGAACCGUGAUUUACAAUCUUUUUUGCUAAAAUUUUCAAUAUUGAUUGACGUAACGACUUAGAUAAAGUGAUCGAAGCGCUAGUUGUUGCUGCUAAAAGUUGGAGACAAUCCAAAGUGAGAAAAACAAAAUGGUGUUCCCUGAUGUUUUGAAGGUGACGGUUCUGCGGGAGUCCGUGGAACAGGAAAAUUUUGUUUUGUCCGUCGUUCGUCAUCGAGACAUUUGUCACUGUUUUGAGACCUUGAAAAACGAAAUUGUAGCUCGCUGUCCGGGUUUACUGCAGUCCGACGAAAUGAAGUUUUUCUGGAUUGACGAUGAGGGCGAUGAGAUCACCAUUCAAAACCAUGCAGAUUACUUCGAUUAUAUGGACUCAUGUAGUACUACCGGACAGAAGCGCCGAAUCUACGCCAAAGGCAUAACUCGACCGUCCAAGCAGACGGCUUCGGUUGCUUUCGAAGAGAUGCCGAUGGAAGAUGGUUCCGAACCAAGAGUAGAAAUAUCCAGUUCGGAAUCACUUCCGGAUGACCAGCCGGUUCAUUCCAAUAUAGUUUGCGAUGUGUGCGACAGCAUAAUCAAAGGCCAUCGGUAUAAAUGCUUGCAGUGUUUUAACUAUGAUUUGUGUAUGCGCUGUGAGGGCCGCUAUCGGCACAAGGACCAUCUAAUGGUGCGCAUUCCGACGCCGGAUGUUGGCCGUCGACAACCUUUCCGGCUGUUCGAUAAGCUGCGUUGCUAUGUUGCUGACGCUGGGGUUCAGUCUGCACCAGCAACAGCAUCACAUGUACGCGACGACGAAGCUGAAAAUUGCAAACGCUCCAAACGACAUCAUCGUAGAAGCAGCAAAGAUCGUGAGGAGUCUCGAGAGCGUCGCGAGGAAAAGGAACGUAAGGAGCGCAAGCAUCGUCGCGAACGUUCCGCAAAGUCUGCUGAGGAACGUCGCAGUAGUCGUCACGGACGAGGACAUCAUUUCAAUUUUUCUCAUCUGAUCAAUCAGGUUAUCGAUCCGGCAAACAUUUCUGCAUUUUUAUCGGCUGAUGCUGCAGCUGCAGCCGCCGCCGCCGCUGCCGAAUCAGCUCAAGAAGCUGCUCGUGCUACUAUGGCAAAUUGUCCAUUGUUUGCCGCGGCAUCAACAUCAACCGAAAAUGCUGGCACGACUUUCACCGCUUCAGCAUCGGCAUCGACGUCCAGCUCUGCACAGACAUCAACGAACGUGGGCGCUGAAAAGCCUGAAAAAGCUUCUGCUCCCUCACCUACAUGCGAGGAACCUCAAGUUAAAAAAACGGCCACAACUUCGGCAUCACUGGAUCCAGAAACACGUCAGCCAAAAGACUUUGAUCUUUCCUGGUUGGCCCCAACACCGGAAAGCAUUCAAAAAAUAAACCAGACCUUCUCAAAAAUUUUGGACCCGUUAGGAAUGAAUAUUGAAAUUCGUAGUAACGGGGCUGUUGCUAAACCCGCUCAGACUCAGACACCUACCGAAGAAAAACAAGAUAAAACUACAGAAACAGCCAACACGCCAACGACAAGCACCCCGAGUCAGACUUUACCGGUUGCUCCAGUAGUAGCUAUUAAUAAGCAAACUGAAAUCGACGCGGUUGCUGAAUUAGAAAAGAAGUUACAGGCUACUUUCUUAGCAAAAACCUUGGGACAAACAAUUGAAUCAGCUGAGGCAAAUCUAAUGCACAGUGAUGAAGACGAUUGUUCGUCGGUAAGCAGUGUAUCUUUACUCAGUGACAAUGAUGUUGUUGCAGAGCACGGAGAAACAUCAGAAAAGAAAUGGACACUGGUGGAUCUACCCCAUGACGAAGAAGUAUCCGUCAAGCAAUCGGACACCGUUAUUAACCCUUUGGGUAAUCCGUCGCAAGAAACUUCAACACUUGCGACACCGCCAUCUGUUCCGGAGGCAACUUCGGCAUCAUCAGCCAGUCAUUCGACAAAGCCCAUCGAUUACGAACAACUCGGCAAAGCUUUGAAGGAGCAUUUGGAAGCAGAAAAGAAAGCAGCUACAGCAUCCUCAUCCGCUUCUUCAAAGGAAACGACUCCGUCACCGAUGGCAGCUUCGGUCGCUCCGGUACCAUUACCAACCCGCACAGCCAUCCCACUGCCCCCUCCCCAGACAGCCGCUUCACAACCGGUCCGCACCGUGACUCCGGCUUCGACAGCCAACCCAACUCCCUCGGUCAACAUAACCUACAGUAAUCGUCCCCAUGUAAACCAUGCCGUACAUGCCAUGAUGGCAAUGGGCUUUAGCAACGAGGGAGGCUGGCUAGCCCAACUGUUAGAGUCCGUUAAUGGCGACAUUCCUCGCGCACUGGAUUUGUUGCAGCCACACAAAAUCAAUUCUUAAAUUUCUGCAGAAUGAGCCGCAUCUUUUAUAAUAUGAUUAUAUGCAUACAGAUAUGGUAGCAUUCUCGUUAGUGUGCAGUAACGAUAGCAAUAUGAAGACCACACUUCUAUAUAACCUAUAUAUAUAACACGCAUAAUUUUUAAACACAGAUAACGGUGAUAGUUGUUAGUUUGUAGAAUUAUAGUUUUAGUUUUUUACAUGACUAAAAACAAGCAAAAUAAUUUGCAGGCCUACAGGCGAAGAGAAGCAGAUUUUCGGUCUGAUAUAAUAUGUUUUUGGAAGCGCCUGCAGAAUAUCGAAUACGCUACUGACUAACAAAUUUUCAACGAUCACCAACUGCGGAUCGCCGGCCCGAUUACAAAUUGAAGCAACUGAUUUUUUUUAGUGAUUAAAUGUGAUUUUGCGUUUUGGUAUAUGUUUGCCAAUUAAUAUAAAUAUUCUCUAAAUAUUAUAAUUCAUAUUCAGAAAUAUGUAUUGUUAAAUACCAUCGUAUGAUAGACUGUAGAUGUAGUUUUUACCUGGCCGUAAGAAAUAUCACGUGAACCUACUCGUUUCUGUUUUUACAGUGGUAAUAUUUGAGAGCUAGGCGCCGUUUAUUCGAACAAUUUUCUUGUUCUGUAUUCCGACUGCUCAAAAUCAAAUGGACAAAAUAAGUCGAAUGAAAUUUUCGGAAUACAGAAUCAGUGUAUUUCCUUUGCGUGCACUGGAUUAUUGGGAAAUUGUGCUAUAUAUUUUCUUGAAAAAUAUCUUCAUGUCAGCGAAUAAAAUGUUCCUGGUAUUGGAACUAGGCCUUUUUCUAGUUGAGUUCGAUAGCUCUAAUCAGGGCCUCCAGCCCAACAUCGAUAGGAAUGGCUUUUCAGAAACUAAAGUGGGGUUGGAACCAGAAUGAUCAAAUUUAGCUAUUCUAAUUACUAUAAAAGCAGAGAAUGGCAUGCAAAUAACAAGAUCCGGUUAUAAGCAAAUUGCCUUGGGAGGUCGCAUAAAGCCAGCCGAAAUCUUUCCGAUAAGUAAAAAUGCACUUUUACUUGUCGCCAGGACGGGUUCUCGUCUACAGCUCGGAUGUCGUUGGCUAAGCUGCGUCGCCAUAAGCUUCUGGGUCUGUCUCUUCUAUGCUGUCCUUGUGGAUUCCUAUCGAAUGCUUCUUUGCAGAUCUCGUUCGCUCCUUUCUUCAAGGUGUGUCCGAUCCACUUCCACCUAAAGGGUGUCCACGGUAAAAUUGCAACACACUCAAAUUGCUCUAACUUUUGAACCGUUGGGUAAAAUUAAUUGAAACUUUGCAUGGAAAAAAUUCAAAGUUCAAAGUUCGUACUGUGUG